Molecule: messenger RNA, 2472 nt
Organism: Schistosoma bovis
Lineage: Eukaryota; Metazoa; Platyhelminthes; Trematoda; Strigeidida; Schistosomatidae
Source: the annotation of a GenBank genome assembly
UAGUUAUUCAUUUUAAUAUAAGCUUUUUAAAAGUCAUCUAUUGAAAUUAAUGAAUCUCUUUUUUAUUGUUUUCGAUAAUUGUCAUUGAUUCAGUCAGUGAGUUACAACGUAGGACUAAACAUAUAUACCCCUUCUAACAACCAGAUCAACAAUUUUCAUAGGUACGUGGAAAGUCCGGACAGUGUGAUAGACCUGGUGGACCAGCCAAACAGCAACGGAAAUCAGGAGACACAACUUGGCAGUACUCAGAAUCAGCAAAACCCAUAGGACACAAGCUGGACAGCAAAGGCUAAAUGCGGUAGAGAUGCUGCUGUACUCCGUUCACGAAUAGGAAAAUGCUCCACACACUCAGGCAGUUGCUCUGAUACUGUCCGGAGAAACACGUAAUUCACUCAUAGAAUGGGAAUCUCACGGAUCCAGGAUCAUCAUAGGAUCCUUCAGAACAGAGAAGCAGGGAAUCACAACGAAUGUUAUCCAAUGUUAUGCACACACCAAUGUUAACAACGACGACAAUAAAGAUCAGUUUUACGAAAGGCCGCAAUCAAUCAUAACGAAGUGCCCAAGAAGCGAUCUGACCAUCCUGAUGGGAGAUCUAAACUCCAAAACCGGAAUGGACACUACCGAAUAUGUGGAUAUCAUGGAACGACAUCGAGUGGGAGAAAAGAAUGAAAAUGACGACGGAUUUUCAAAUUUAUGUGUAUUCAACAAAUCGGUUAUAUGUGGUACAAUAUUCCUCCACGAACGCAUACACAAAGAUAACUGGGUCUCAACGGAUCACACUACACUGAACCACAUUGAUCAUAUUCACAUCAAUAAGAUUUCCAGAAUGUCAAUGGAAGACGUGAGAAACAGGAGAGAAGCUGACAUAGCUUCAGAUAACCAACAAUUGGUGGUUGUCGAUAUGAAACUGAUACUAAACAAACACUGGACAACUAAAGAAACAGCAUUGCAAAGGUUCAACACAGUCUCCCAUUCAUAUACUGACAAACUCAUCGAAUUCAAGAUAAAUCUCAACAACAGAUUCCAAUUCAUACAAGAUCUGCUGAAGGAAGAGAGAAAAGCUAUUAUGGAGGACAACUGGAAGGAAAUCAAAGAAGCACUGACUUCAAUGUGUCAGGAGGUUCUAGGCUGCACGAAGCAUCGUCAUAAGGAAUGGACCAUCAUGGAAAACCUAGACAGCAUUCAAGAAAGGAAGAACAAAAAGAAAACAAUGCGCAACAGUGGAACAAGAACAGAGAAACUGAAGGCACAAGCCGAAUACACUGAAGCAGACAAGUAAGUGAAGAGAAGCAUUCGAGCUGACAAGUAGAAGUACAUGGGAGAGCAAGCAAUGACAGCGGAAAAUACUGCAAGAGAAGGAAAUAUGAAAGAACUAUGUCAGACAGCGAAGAAACCAUCAGGGAAAUAUAGUAAACCAGAGAGACCGGUCAGGGACAAAGAAGGCAUAUCAAUCACUGAAAUUCAAGAACAAAGUGACAGAUGGGUAGAACACUUCGAAAAACUCUUGAAUCCAACAGCUCCAUUGAACACACUCGACAUCGAAGCAGUACAAACAUACCUUCCAAUAUAUAUUUCACUCACCCAACAAUCGAAUAAAUCAGGAUGGUUAUAAUUAUAUAUAUAUAAUUACAUAUCAGUGAUAGACGGCAUUCAGUGCAUGGUAAUUUCAACUUGUGUACCGUUCAUUAUUAUAAUGUAAUGGAUAACUGACCUAAUAUUUUUUUUUAAUAGUUAAGCAUUCACCUUGUUACUUAUAAAUUUAUAGGUUAUAUCUCUGAUAAGUUCAUGAAUACUUAUUGCUGAAUUAUCUCAUAUUACAAUAAAAUAUCUAUAUAAUACUUGUUGAUUUACAACAUUAACUUAACGGAUACAAAUCUAUACUAAAUAUAAGUGAUAUAUUAAAUUCAUCUUAACCUAAAUCAUUUAAUUAACUUAAAAUUGUUUUAUUUAGGGUCAUGUUUUUUUUUAAUAUUUUAUUCCUAUUGAUUGAUGAAUAAAUUUCAAGAUCAUUAUUUAAUAAUAUUGAAUAUGUAAUUUAUCAAAAUAAAUUAUGAUCAUGUUUAGAAAAAUAUAAUUCAUUUUAACUUAUUAAAUAAUCUUACAAACGUCAUUUAAAAGGAGAAAAAAAACAUUUUUUUUAUUUAUCAUUGCUGUAUCCAUAGCUAAUAUCAUGUUACAGACAGUUUCAAAUUGAUGAAAAAUGAAAUAUUGAAUUACACUAUAAAUUGUUCAUUUAUAAAAAUAGAUUUUUAAAAUGUUUAUAAAAAAGAACAUUGAGGAAUUUUUAUAAAUAAAUACAAACUAUUCAUCUGGUUACAUCAAUGUAGAAUACAACAAAACAAAAACAAACGAACAAAACAAACAACAGAAUAUAAAAAUAAGAACUAUUAUGAUUGAUUUAAAUAAAGUAAAUUGUACUGAACUUACUUACUUACUUACAUCCAACUUGUCCUAUCCAUUUCCAUCGUCUUU